Molecule: messenger RNA, 5420 nt
Organism: Grammomys surdaster
Lineage: Eukaryota; Metazoa; Chordata; Mammalia; Rodentia; Muridae
Gene: Ankrd31
Product: ankyrin repeat domain 31
Exons: 23
Coding region: 1-5334 (1777 amino acids)
Molecular function (GO): protein binding
Source: RefSeq, a predicted model, not a curated record
AUGGAGAAAGGUGCCCAGGCCUCAGACUCUGACAGUGAUGAGACAAUGAUUGAGGGGUCGGUGACAGAGAACGAACUGGAAGAUGAGGAGCUUCCCUGGAGAAGGUUGCUCUUGAAUCAAGACCCAACUUUUAGAUCUGAGUUCUGUUUUCAUUCUGGUAUAAAUGGGAUGCAGAAAGGCAUGCAUUCUCCUGUGAUUCAGCUUGGACUCAAACUCAGAAAGGACUCACAAGAGCAAAAUAAUAAAAAUAAGGUGUUGCCUGCUCUUAGUGAGGACCUAAUGUUACAGGAUCCUCAGGAUGAAACACCACAAAAUGAAGUUCUGUUACAAACUAGAAAAGAAUUCCCAGCAUUCACUGUGUCAUUUCCUUACCCUGAAGUUUCAUGGAGUCGCCAAAACAUUGGAGGGCCUGAAGCUGAAAAUUGUGAAAAUUUGUCACACUCAGAAAAGGAACUAAGUGAAAGCUCAGAUUCCCCUGAAGCUAGUCUUCUCUCAGGGACUUCUCUUACGGCAUCUGAUUUGGUUACAUUAAAGGAGAAAUUAACAGAGCCAGUGAAGACCUUAGCAAACAAGUUUUCUGAGCCUGGAAAGGAAGUAACACAGACCAUGACAUCUAAAGAAACCAAAGAUGAAGAAAGCUCUCUUGAAACAUUUGUGUCUGCUUUAGAAAAGUUACUAGAAUCACCAGAAUGUACCCAAGAGGAAAGGCUGCUUGAAAAAAUGAAUGACUUCAAUCCUCAAGAGUUGUUGAACACAGUGAGCAACUCCUUGAGUUCUGUAUCUGUCCCUUUGAAUGCCUUGUCAGCACAUGAUAGAGAUGCACUAGAGAACAAGGCUGAUGCUGCAAUGCCAGCUAAAUUGCUGGCAACUGUCAAUACACUGCCAGGUGCUGCUGUGAGACUACUCUGUCGAGGACAAGAGAAAAGCAGCAGUGUUAGUGGUGGAAAUGGAUGUUUAGAAGUGCAGCCCACCAUGUCUCAGAUAGAUGAAGAUUGUACACAGAUAGCACAGAGUAUAGAAGACCCAAAACCAUUUAGAUUACAAACAUUGUCUCGUGAAAAUGCCACCUCUUAUGAGCAACUAAACAAAAAGGAAAAUUCAGAUUCCAUGAAAAACACUUCUACCCAGGAAACACCUCAUGUACUAAGAAGAUCGUCUAGACUGGAAAAGCUGAAAGCAAGCAGAGAUGUGGUGCAUACAGAUGUCAUAUUGAAGAAGCCAGAAAGGAUUUUAUCAAAAGCACUUAGCUGUAAGGAUCGAAUAGAUAGCAUACUUACAACUGAGAAUUUCAGAGUCAAGGAUUCUGUUUUAAUGAUUGACAGUAAAUGGAAGAAUAUGUAUUCAUCCAGAUUCAAGAAUGAACAGAUAAGGAAAAAUGGACAACUUAGAAUAAAGAAUGGGUGGACAGCACUUCAUGAAGCCAGUGUAGGAGGGUUCUAUGAAACAGUCAGUGAACUGUUAAAGGGUGGAGCAGACGUGAACGCCAAAGGAAAAUACCAGAUCACUCCCCUGCAUGAUGCCGUGAAGAACAGCCAUCACAAGGUGGCAGAGUUACUUCUUAUGAACGGAGCAGAUCCAUUACUUAAAAGUGCCCAUGGACGGUGUGCUUUGGAUGAGGCCAAAGAUUCAUUUAUGAGGAAUCUCCUUAUGAAAUAUAUUCCUCAACAUAAAGACUGUCAGCUAUCAGCUCAAAGGAACAAUACUGACACAGCACAUGUAGAAGAUAUGUUUCAGAACAAGAAACCAAAAUUAAGUUCUAAUAAAUAUACUGAGUUUAUUUGGAAAGAAAUUUUUAAUAGGCAAGAACCUGGACAUUUAGAAAUCAAUAAAGGAAACAACAAUUUACUUAUGAAUAAAGAAUAUGUAUUUGAACAUUGCCAGAAAAAUUUCAAUACCACAAAAUUUGGCAAUUCCAAGCCUAGGCAGUCAACUUUUAACCAAAUAGACUCUACAAGAUUCAGAAGGAGUAAUCUAAACAGUGUGAAAGAUAGCCAAACUAGUGUGUCUAAAAGAAAAGGGCAAAAAGAUACACAACAAGAAGAGACUCAAAUGGAUGAUAGAGACGACAAUUUAAGUCAGGAAAUAGCUACUUAUUCUUUCAGGGGAAUGAAUAAAUUACUCACUCAGCAGCAUCAUGCUGUCCAGACUCUCAGUGACCUUCCAGAAGACUCAUGUGAACUUUCUACCCCAACUCUAUCAAGCUUGGAAAAUGGUAUAGGUAACAAUGAAGCUUAUUUGAUUUCCAAAAAUUCGGAUGCCCGAGUCCCGGAUUCAUCAGAUAGUCAGGAAAUGCAGUUCUUAGGGUCCAUUGAUCAAACUGAAACUGCUUCUGUCUCUGAACUUUCAUCAUAUAAAGAAAUAAAAUUAUCACCUGUAACUACAGAUCAACAACCUCACACUAACCAAGAACAAUGCAGUGGCCCAUGUAAGUCCCCUGGAAACAAUAGCUCAGAUGGAAAAGGUAAGAACAUUAAUAAAUGGGAAGAUUCUUUCCUCUCCUUCAUAAGGGGAAGCUUUGCUGACAGAAAUAGCCACACUUUGGACAAGUCCAUAGCAUCUCCAAAAGAUGGCAUGGGCCACUGUCAUCACGAAGAGAUAACGACAGAUAAAGAAAUAGAUUCUCAACAGCUUCUAUCUUCUGAAAACUAUUUUUUACAAGAAAGUGACCUAAAAGUUGGUACCCUGACUACACACCCACAAGAGGAAGCUGUUAAUUCUUGUGAUUCAAGUAAUACAUUAAUUUCUGCACAACACAUUCCAAAUUAUGAAAAGUGUAUACAUGGAACUUCUUUUGCUCACUCAUACGGCAAUACUGAGCAAAGUUCUAUGUUUUGUACAAGACCACCUUCGACACAGAAAGUUUCACCAUUGUCUGUUGAGGUGGAGCUAUUAAAAAGAUCCCAGGAUUCUCUAGCCCACAGAGACUCAAGUCUUUUAGUCAAUCAAGCUGAUAUACCUAAUGUGGAAAAGAAACAAGACACUGACAGGGAUUAUCCCGAGAAAGGUCAAAGCCCAUGUUCUUCAAGUUGCUCUUUCCCGACAGUUGUUCAUUCCCAAGUAAUAGACAUCACUAAAGCUGAGAACAGCAGAGAAGACCUUCCAGGAAAUGAGCCCAUGAAUAAUACAGAUUUUUAUUCCACUGACAAUGUGAACAAAGAAUUGACCAAUUCCUCACAACUUAACCAAGGAAAGGAGAGGGAAAUUGUUCAUAAAUCAGGUAUCAAAGUGAACACAGCUGGAAUCAAUAAGAGGAAUGCCAAAGGAGAAAGCAGGCUCCAUGUGGCUUCCAGAGGAGGAAAUCUUUCCCUAGUGAAAGUGCUAAUAGAAUCUGGAGCAGAUGUGAAUCUAAAAGACAAUGCAGGUUGGACACCCCUUCACAAGGCAUCUAGUGGGGGGUUUGAUGAUGUAAUUGUAGAGUUACUAAAAGCAGGUGCAAAUGUCAACUCUGAAAACAUACAUGGAAUUUUGCCUUUACAUGGUGCUUCUGCGGGGAAUCAUUUAAAGGCAGCUGAGAUACUCCUACAACAUGGAGCAAACCCUAGUCAGAAAGAUGAGAAACAGAGGACUGCUUUGGAUGAAGCAGAUGAUGAAAAAAUGAAAGAACUACUAAAAUCCUAUGAUGCUAUUGAGAGUAACUCUGCAGUUCCAGUAAAAUUUCCUGCUGUUCAGCCAAAAAGAUAUAAGCAGUUUAUCUUCGACAGUGACAAAGCAAUUGGUUCUCCUGUCCCCUCACAUAAAGCGAAGAGGAGUGAGAGCCUCCCUGCGCAUCAGACCAUCAGUGCCAUUCUACAAGAUAUAGAAGAGAAACAAGAAAAUUUAUUAAAGUUUGAAAUAAGAAACUCUAAAGAUGAAGAACAAUACAUUGGAAAGAUGUUAGAGAUAAAAGAAGUUAUGGAUAAUAUACUUGCUCAGCAGAAAACAGAAAGGGAUGAUCUAGCUAAAAAAUACAGGGUAUCAAUGGAGUCAUUUAAGCAUGGGCCCCUGAGAGAACAACUGGCUAACCUGGCCACAAGACAAAAGAGUCUUUUAGUGGUAGCAAAAAAACAGAAAAAGAUAAGACUGAAAAUUCAAAACUAUAAGAAUGCCACACCAUCGUCUGCUGUUAGUUUAAGGAAGGUGCCAUGUAACGCAGACAUCUCUAGUGACAAGAAGAGCCAAGAGCCUCCUCGUAUGGGCAACUCAGCACAUGCCCAGUCAGGCUCGCUUGCUCCUGUCAAUCGUGCUUAUAGAAGCAUGCAAGAAGUACCAUUGUCUCUGGAAAAACAAAGUGACUGCCAGAAUACUAACAUUUGUUUAAGUGCAGAGGUAAUAAGAAGAGAAGAAUUCUCUGGAAAUGACACAAAUUCUAAACAAAAUGUCCAGGAUUGUGCCUCGGGAGGGUUAUUAAGAUCCACAGCCUCAGAGGACACUGAGAAAAUUACAUCAUUGUCCCAACCUACUGCUCUUACUCCUCAAGCAGAAAAUUCACCAGCAGAAAAUAUUUUUACAGAAGCUACAGUAAAAGGCUAUGGAUGUGAUAGUUCUGUACUAACUGGCACUAUAAGUAUUUCAGAAGAUAAAAGUAUAUUUUCCCAAAAUGAUGCUUGUCUACCAGCUGUUCCUCAGAAUCAAGAGCUUUUCCGUUGUAAUCCAAAAAGAAGAAAGAAGAAAACAGCUUCCCAACAACCACCUGAGGGAACAUCAGAGCCUCUGGCUCAGGCCAUUGCUGUCUUAGACACCUAUACUGUGCAUCAGACAAUCCCAUGUCUUAAAAAGACAGCUUCUGUUGCUUCACAGACAGAUAGCAUUCAGAUCUCUCCCUCCUCUGUGUCUGCCCAGCAGCGUUCUACCAAAAGGGCUCCGUACCACAGCAUGUCUCCCAGAAAGAAAACUGUGCAGCUCAAAGACUUGAUAGUACUUGGAAAAAUUAAUCCAGGAAAUAACAUUCUGGAAUUUAAAACACAGGAGACUACCCACAAAGCCAGUGUUUUACUGAGUGGUAAACUUAAGGUAGAAAAUGGUCAGAUUUACCAGAACCCAGUCAGCUGGCUCAAGGAUCUCCUGGGAGGUGACAGUUACGUGACCUGGAAUUAUGCUUGGAAUAAGGUAACAUACCUUGGAAAGGAACUUUUGAAGUAUGUUUCUGAAGAAGCUCCUACUUCUGCAGAACCGUAUAACACACCUCAGCAACAUCAGCCUUGCCUCUCAGGCACUUCCAGAGAGUCGAUACAAAUCAUCCCUCAUUAUCUUCAGAUAAAAGAAAUACUUCUAAUCAGCGAUCAAGAGCUUCUGCCAUGCCAUGUAAUGGAGCAGCAUUGGAAGUUCUAUGUGGAAUGUAAGAAGCUAACGUUCUGAAGCCUUGCUUUCUUGGUAGCUUAUUUAGCAUUUGUUCUUAUAAUCACCAGCCCUUCAUCUCCAUCUUGUAUGGUGGACAUAUCUUA